This is a messenger RNA of Ananas comosus (pineapple), 1814 nucleotides long. Its product is annotated as probable sugar phosphate/phosphate translocator At2g25520. Gene Ontology annotation, molecular function: antiporter activity. Gene Ontology annotation, cellular component: endosome; Golgi apparatus; trans-Golgi network. The coding region runs from base 16 to 1380 and encodes 454 amino acids. NCBI's taxonomy places the organism in Eukaryota, Viridiplantae, Streptophyta, Magnoliopsida, Poales, Bromeliaceae. The record is from RefSeq and is a predicted model, not a curated record. The transcript has a single exon.
CGCAAAUCGCGUCCUAUGACCCAGAUGUCCACGUGUCACCUAGCUAACACGGUCGCACAUAAAUGUCCAUCCAACGUCCUCUCCACUUACCCCCGCACCAAAUCCCACGCCUCGGCACUCAGAUCCAUUCUCCCCUCUACUUCUUCUUCUUCGUCUUCGUCUUCGUCUUCGUCUCCCUACUCCUCCCCCCCCAGCCUCCUCCUCCUCAUCCUCAGAUCCGAUCUAGGGUUAGGGUUAGGAUUAGGGUUAGGGCUGUUUGAUCGGGGAUCCCCUGCGAUGGCGCGCGACGGCGUCGGCGGCGGCGGCGGCGGGGGCGUCGGUGGCGGCGGCGCGGGGGGAGGGAUGGGGAUGAGCGAGGGGGUGCUCCGCAAGGUGCUCCUCUCCUACGCCUACGUCGGGAUCUGGAUCUUCCUGAGCUUCACGGUGAUCGUGUACAACAAGUACAUCCUGGAUCCGAAGAUGUACAACUGGCCCUUCCCCAUCUCCCUCACCAUGGUGCACAUGUCCUUUUGCUCGUCCCUCGCCUUCGCCCUCGUCCGCGUCCUCCGCCUCGUCGACCCCCCGAGCUCGCCCCCCAUGACGCGGGCGCUCUACGUGUCCUCCGUCGUCCCCAUCGGCGCCCUCUACUCGCUCUCGCUCUGGUUCUCCAACUCCGCCUACAUCUACCUCUCCGUCUCCUUCAUCCAGAUGCUCAAGGCCCUCAUGCCCGUCGCCGUGUACUCCAUCUCCGUCCUCUUCAAGAAGGAGACCUUCCGCACCUCGUCCAUGGCGAACAUGCUCUCCAUCUCCCUCGGCGUCGCCAUCGCCGCCUACGGCGAGGCGCGCUUCGACGGCUGGGGCGUCGCGCUCCAGCUCGCCGCCGUGGCCUUCGAGGCCACGCGCCUCGUCCUCAUCCAGAUCCUGCUCACCUCCAAGGGCAUCUCCCUCAACCCCAUCACCUCCCUCUACUACGUCGCCCCCUGCUGCCUCGCCUUCCUCCUCGUCCCCUGGUGCUUCGUCGAGCUCCCCGUGCUCCGCGCCUCCUCCUCCUUCCGCCCCGACCUCCUCGUCUUCGGCACCAACUCCUUGUGCGCCUUCGCCCUCAACCUCGCCGUCUUCCUCCUCGUCGGCAAGACCUCCGCCCUCACCAUGAACGUCGCCGGCGUCGUCAAGGACUGGCUCCUCAUCGCCUUCUCCUGGUCCGUCAUCAAGGACACCGUCACCCCCGUCAACCUCUUCGGCUACGCCAUCGCCUUCCUCGGCGUCGCCUACUACAACCACGUCAAGCUCCAGGCCCUCAAGGCCAAGGAGGCCCAGAAGAAGGCCGCCCAGGCCGACGAGGAGGCCGGAUCCCUCCUCCAGGACCGCGACGGCGAGAGGAAGAACGACUCCCAGGCCUAGUAGAUCUGCAUGCACCUUCUCUACCGCAUGCAAAAUCUCCCCUGCUCAGGAAUUCGCGGCACUAUUCGUCGCCUCUUCGCCUCGGUCCGCCCCUUCUCAUCCCCCUCCCACUCCCCUGCCUUUAGUUUUUCAAAACCUUUUGCCUCUUCUAAUUGUCUUCAUAUGGGUUACUUAGAUUUGAGCAUUUUGAGUUGAAUUAUCUAUCUAUGAAUUAGAUGAUCUGGUUCUAUUGAUGUAAUAGCACGCCCGGAUGGUUAGUUGCAUUAUCUAUUUUGGUUUAUCCUAUCCUUUCUCUCUGUAUCUUUCUUUUUUUUGGGGGGUUCCUACUUCUAUUUGUUGGAUCAAAGGUGGAGCUUUUGCUCCUUUCUGGUGGAAUUUAAAGUGGACUUUUAUUGACUAUUGCGUAUAAUUGGUUCAUUUAUAUUUAUCUGUUU